GCCUGCCUGGUGAAAAAUGGUGUGGAAAAUAAAAAGAUUACCGUUGCCAGUCUGUCAUUGAUUGAUGGCUUGCUCGCAACCUUACGUUUUUUGAUCUAAUGGUCUUGCAAGUUGCAAUAUGGCAUAGAUGGCUCUCUUUUCGUUUCCUUAUACUUUUUGAGCUGCUGAAAUUUCACAAUUGAACACAAUCUAAAAAGUUUAGCACAACAAUGUUUUCUCUUCUUCAGCAACUAGCGCAACACAGAUGAAUACAGCGCUCAAAGUUUUUCUUCCAUGUUAAGCCCCAUAAUUAUAAAUUUAUACAACUGCGAAUGAUUUUAACUGCAAAAAGAGCUCGAUGAAAACUGCUUCACGACUGAACAAUUUGCCAUAUGGCAUCAUUGUUGUUGCUGGGAACUUCAAAAAAUCUCAAUCUCAACCCCCUAAGGAUUCUGAACCACCUCCAAGAAUCAAAUCCAAUGUCAAGCAGAAUUUGCAGUUUUUGAAGUUAUGGAAGGAGUUCCAGCAAAAAAAUUCCAGCAUACCUAAGCCAGCUACUAGCUAUCGUAGAAAGAGGGUGGAGAAGGAGGACCUUCCCCCAGAUAUAGAACUCUACAAGGAUCCAACAUUGUCACUCUAUUAUACAAAUCAAGUUGUUGACUGUGCUGUCCCUGUCUUGCUUGUUGAUGGUUAUAAUGUUUGUGGCUACUGGGCAAAACUGAAGAAGCAUUUCAUGAGUGGGCAACUUGAUAUAGCGCGGCAAAAGCUAAUUGAUGAACUUGUGCAGUUCAGCUUGGUAAGAGAGGUUAAGGUGGUGACUGUAUUUGAUGCCAUGAUGUCUGGACUACCUAACCACAAGGAAACUUUUGCUGGGCAGCUUUGGAAGCAAAACACUAGAAAGCAACAAAUAGUAAUGUCUCUGGUGUUCAUGGUUAUGGCAGCAGCUGGGUCUUCUCCAGCAGCAUCUAGUCAUGAUCAACUAGUGGACAUUAUCUACUCCGCAGACUCAUGUGCUGAUGCAUGGAUAGAAAAGGAGGUGGUGGCACUGAAGGAAGAUGGUUGCCCAAAGGUUUGGGUAGUGACAUCUGAUCAUGCUCAACAACAUGCAGCUUAUGGAGCGGGAGCUUUUGUUUGGAGCAGCAAGGCACUGGUCUCUGAGAUUAAGGCUUCAAAGAAGGAGAUGGAAAGAAUGCUUCAGGAGCAAAGAUCUACUUCCAUGCAAGGCAAAUUGCUGAAGCACAACCUGGACACAGAAGUUGUAGAUGCUUUGAAAGACCUUAAGAUGAAGUUGUCACAAAAUGAUGCAAGGUAGAUGUCCAAUUAAAGUUUGUUGUACGUGUAAGUAUAUAUGGAUACCUCAACGAAUUCUUUGAAUUAUCUUGAGUAGGUUGCAAAAAGAUUAGAGAACAAUUUUUCAAUUUUUAUCUUCAUGUUACAUGAUCAACGAGUUUCAAUUAACUUGAUUAAAAUGCAACCCCUGAGCUACCACUCGGCUCUUUCACAA
Molecule: messenger RNA, 1483 nt
Organism: Beta vulgaris subsp. vulgaris (sugar beet)
Lineage: Eukaryota; Viridiplantae; Streptophyta; Magnoliopsida; Caryophyllales; Amaranthaceae
Exons: 11
Coding region: 338-1291 (317 amino acids)
Source: RefSeq, a predicted model, not a curated record